Messenger RNA from Pollicipes pollicipes, 1215 nucleotides. RefSeq names its product complement factor H-related protein 4. The transcript has 7 exons. Lineage: Eukaryota; Metazoa; Arthropoda; Thecostraca; Pollicipedomorpha; Pollicipedidae. Bases 1 to 1215 code for a protein of 404 amino acids. The record is from RefSeq and is a predicted model, not a curated record.
AUGUUCGUCAACGUUUUCGUCGCUGCAGCAUGCGAUCCUGCCGACCGGUCUGGAUAUCCGAUUAACUCCAACGCCAGCUGGGCCAACAUCCACGUGUACCACAACUGCGUGGGCGGCAUGCAGACCAGCCAGUUGGAGACGGAGCAGCGUCAGACCUGUGACGAGAGUGCCAGCCCACCGGCCUACACCGGCGCCGUUCUGCCGUGUGACCAUUGCAUCGCGGACCCCUUCGAGCCCGAUGACGACUUCACGGCCGUCAGCAGCUGGGACAACACGACACGCAACCUGGGGCAUCAGGUUGUCUUCACGUGCCGAAGCGGUCUGCUGACCGCGGACGGCAGGACUAAUCAGACGCAGACGUGCGCCAUCGGAGGCUGGGAGGGGGUCGUCGAGCACUGCUCCGUGUGCGCCUGGUCCAGCGGCUUCAACAGCUCGGUGUUCAGCACGUCCGUCAGCGGGUCCAGCUUCGGACAGCUGGUGGAGAUGGCGUGUCCGGACGGCCUGGAGGCGGCGGACGGCGCCGUCAACAGCACCGCCAUCUGCACACCGGACAGCUGGGACAAGUGCCACGACUCGUUCAACUGCUCGCCCUGUCUGGAGCAGCCGUUCAACGCCAGCAGCCUGCCUGGUCUAAGCAUCGCUUGGAACGAGUCGCGCGCCGCCGGUGUCGUCGCCAACUACACGUGCAGUGACGGCACGUCGACCAGGGAGGGCCGGCUCUGGCAGAGCCAGAACUGCUGGCUCGGCUGGCAGGAAAGCAUUUUGCCCUGCGACGUGUGCACCGGCGACCCGGUGAACGUGACCGGUCUGCGCACCAUAGUCAGCGACUGGGCCGGCAACUGGUCGAUGGGCAACAUCGUCACCUACACAUGCCAGGCGAACCUGAGCACGGCCGCCGGCCAGACGCUGCAGCACGUCAACUGCACCCAGGACGGAUGGGUCGGCGACAUCCAGCCCUGUGACACGUGUCCGCCGCCGCCGUCGGGUAACCACACCAGCGUGCGCCACGCGAACCAGCAACGGAACAUGGCCAACCGGCUGGGCUCGGUGGUCACUUACCACUGCCACGACGGCCUGAGCACGGCUGACGGCCAAACCCAUAUUCGGGCGGUGUGCGAGCUGGGCGGCUGGUCCGUCUGCGAGGCCGAGAUCGAGUGCAACUCUGUCGGGUUUGUGGUGCAGUUUGGCGGUCCGGGGGCUGCGGCCGGCUGCUAG